CUCGAGCGCCCUCUUUUAAUCAAAAUAUCAACAUGGCAGCGCCCAUGUUCACGAUGUUUAGACCACUCAAAUCUAAUUUAAUUUUAGGAUAUCGAGUGCUAAAAUGUAAACAUUUGUUAUCUCAAUAUGUUACGAUUAACCCGAACAAUCGAUGCUCUUUCGGGCUGUUUUCAACCUUGUACAACUGCAGAAGUAUUGACGGUGAGAAAAACUCAGGCCUAGGUCUAGCUGUAUGUUCAGGUUCGAUAGCGACGAAAGGACCUGCACAGCCACGACAGCAUGGCCUGCUAGCACAGAAUUAUAUUGCAUCCUUUAGGCCUAGCCAUUCGUUAAGACAAUUCCCGGUUCGUUAUUGUCAUUUAUCAUUAAUAUGCUGGAAUUGUCAGAGUAAUCUGUCAUCUACUGAUCUAGGCAUGAACUAUUUUUGUGAUUCUUGUAAAAUCAUUCAACCAUGCCAAGAAAACAUUGAUCAUUUCCAAAGAAUGAACAUACCAAGGUCAUUUGAUGUCAAUACAAGUGAACUGACUCAGACAUUCCGCAAGUUCCAACGUUUACUCCAUCCGGAUAAAUUCAGUCAGAAGUCUCCUAAAGAACAGGAAUUCUCUGCUGCUCAAUCGUCUUCUGUCAACAAAGCAUAUUCGAUAUUGUUGAAACCACUCAAUCGAGGACUGUAUUUGUUGGAAUUGCUAGGUUACCCUAUUGAAGAAGGUGACUCGAUGGUUGACAGUGCCUUCCUCAUGGACAUGAUGGAGCUAAAUGAAAAGCUUUCUGAAACAUCAGACCUGGAGACUGUAAAGAAAAUCGGUGAAAAUAAUGUGCAGAAAAUGAACAAACUUCUGAAAGAACUUGCCGAGCUGUUUAAACAUGAUAGAUUAAAAGAAGCACGAGAUGUAUUAGCAAAGUUAAAAUAUUUUACUAAUAUUGAUGACAAAGUGAAGGAGAAACUUGGAACAUCGACAGUUGCAUGAUAUGUGCCAUAGAAUUUGAAACAUUCAUGCAACUUGCAAAAUCAUUAUCAAAAUAGCCAUUAGCAAUUAUUAAUUAAUGUAAUUUCUUAAUUAAAUGAGUAAUUUAUAAUUGGCUGACUGUUAAAUGACACAUAUGCACAGUUUGUUGGAUAUGUGGAGUUUCUAAGGUAGUCUAAUGUUCAAUUAUUGCAAACUUGUUCUAAAAUUUCAUAUCACUUUAAAAACAACUGAAAUAACUGCAGGCUGUUUAGUUAAUUGAAUACCUAUUCUGAACACCUAUAAAUAAAUAUUACAUUAAAUCAUUGUUGAAAUCUAGAACAGAGCUAUUCAAUAAUAUGUGCAUAUCAAUUUGAAAAUCUGACAAAGUACAGUAAACUAAUGUAAAUGGUGAUAAUCAAACUUGUGUGUGUAUGUCUGUGUGCCAGAUGGUGGUGGGGGAGGCUGGUCUUUGUUAACCUAUGACAUUUUUUUUAGCUCAGUCUUCAGCUGCAUUAAAAGAUUCCUCCCCAGAAAAAUACAGAUGCAAUUGCAAUUCUUAACGGCAGUCGUUAUCUCAGACUUUCCAACACCUGGAACUCCAAAUUCGGGAGACUGGACGCGCCCUUGUGAAUUUCACCCGAGCUUCAGAAAUGUUAAAACUCUUGGAAAGUCUGCACAGCAACAUCGUCGUUGAUAAAGUUUGUGCACAAUGGAAAAAUUGACUCAGAAAUACUCAAUUAUUGACUGUCCAGCUAUCAAUUUUUUUUCACAAAAACAUGUGACAUGCCUAAAUAUGGUCAUGAUGACAUCACAUCAUGACCAUAUAUAGGCACAUCAUGACUAUAUAUGGGCAUACAACGGUUUGUCAAAGAAAUUUUAUAAUCUGGAAGAGUUUUACAACUUGUUGAAAUUCACUAAUGUGCUGAAGGGAAUAUGAAUCCCAAGAUAUGUGUUUCAUAACAGAUAUAUAUGUAUAGGAAAUUCUAAGUAUUGCUCAAUAAACUUCACUGUAGAAUAAAAAAAAUAUAUAAGA
Molecule: messenger RNA, 1980 nt
Organism: Anneissia japonica
Lineage: Eukaryota; Metazoa; Echinodermata; Crinoidea; Comatulida; Comatulidae
Product: iron-sulfur cluster co-chaperone protein HscB-like
Exons: 1
Coding region: 33-968 (311 amino acids)
Biological process (GO): protein complex oligomerization; [2Fe-2S] cluster assembly
Cellular component (GO): mitochondrion
Molecular function (GO): ATPase activator activity; protein-folding chaperone binding
Source: RefSeq, a predicted model, not a curated record